Molecule: messenger RNA, 468 nt
Organism: Danaus chrysippus (African queen)
Lineage: Eukaryota; Metazoa; Arthropoda; Insecta; Lepidoptera; Nymphalidae
Source: the annotation of a GenBank genome assembly
AUGCCGCAUGCGCACUCGAGUUCAGCGGCGAGCUCGGGCGGCGACGACCUGGGCUCCACGGACGAGGUCAAGGUAUUCAAGGACGAGGGAGACGGCGAGGACGAGAAGCGCAGCUCCGAGAACCUCCUGGAGGAGAAGUCUAGUCUCAUAGACUGGACCGAGAGCGAGGACAAGUCUGGCGAGCCUUACUCCGGCAAGUUAUCGGUGAAGUCCGAUCUAAGUCCUGUUUUUGGUAAAUUCGAGCCGCACCCAGCGGCCGGCUUCAACAUGGGGUACCUCAUGGCGCCUUACCCCUACCCUAAUGGGGGGGCUCACCCCCUACCUGUGUCCAUGCCGGUUGAGUCUUUCCGCCUCUGCAGCUUCGAAUGUGAUUUGAUACCCUCCCCGCCCCCCCGCUCCCCCCGGUCCUCCCUGGUCCAAUUACAGAGUUCUCAAAGUCCCCCCACUCGCCCCCUUAUUUUUAGAUGA